GAAGAGAAGAGAAGAGGAUAAAAUAGAAUAGGAAUACAAGUGGGAGCACUCACUAUAUAAUGAAUCUCCGAUUCCCCUGUUCUUUCGAUUACCUUCGGUUGACUCUCUGUUUUUAGAGAUUGGAAUUCUUCGUUUCUUCGCCUAAGUCUCUUCCCCAAUCCUCCAAUUCCACCACCUUCUUCACCACCCACUUCAAUAAUCUCCCUCAAAUGACUCGCGGAAACCAGAGGGAGAAAGACCGAGAAAGGGCUCAGGCUCGCAACGGUGGCAAGGGAAAAAACAAAGACGAUGGUUUGACUCCCGAGCAGCGCCGUGAAAGAGAUGCUAAGGCGCUACAAGAAAAAACCGCGAAGAAGGCGGCUCAGGCGGGAUCGGGAGGUAAUUCAUCCGGAGGUAAACCGAGCACUAAGAAGUAAAAUGGUCCUGGGUUUAGAAUCAUGAAUUAUGUUGAUUUUUCCUAGCUUUGUUCUUGUCGGAACGCUGAGAUCUCGUGGUUCUUAGACUGUUUGAUAUUGGAGGAAUAACCUUCAUAUGUUUCAGUAAUGUGAAUUGAUAUAUGUAUUAUGCUGUCAACGUUCAUUGUUGAUUAUUGUUUGUCAUCAUCUUUGUACUCUUGAUCUCUUCUUCUGUCGAGGUAACUAUGCUGUUAAUUGCGGAUUUUGUUGAGAUUGGAUCCUACUGUAAAAUUAUUGUUCAUCUGUUAUGAUAUCUCACUGGUUCCUAUGCCAUUAUUAA
Molecule: messenger RNA, 735 nt
Organism: Cucumis sativus (cucumber)
Lineage: Eukaryota; Viridiplantae; Streptophyta; Magnoliopsida; Cucurbitales; Cucurbitaceae
Exons: 3
Coding region: 210-416 (68 amino acids)
Source: RefSeq, a predicted model, not a curated record